AUGGAUGGAGGCGAUCAGUUUCAAAGCAGUCAUAGGAAGGCGGCCGUGGAUUUUGUCCAUUCGAACAUCAUUUGUCGAUUUGGUAUCCCAAGAACUAUCAGCACAAAUAAUGUUGCAAACCUUAAUAGCAAUUUGAUGAAGGAGGUACGCGAGCUAUUCAAAAUUGUGCAUCACAAUUCUACUCCAUACCGUUCAAAAGCCAACGGAGCUUUGGAGGUAGCCAUCAAGAAUAUCAAAAAUAUUCUAAGAAGGAUGGUUCAAAACACCAGACAAUGGCAUGAGAAGUUUCCUUUCGCACUUUUAGGAUAUUGUACAACAAUAUGCACCUCGUUUGGUGAAACUCCUUAUUUUCUGGUUUAUGAGACUAAGGUUGUGAUUCCAGCGGAAGUCAAAAGUCCAUCUAUUCGAAUUAUUUUCAAAGCAAAAAUUGAAGAUACUGAAUGGGUCAAAACCCGACUAGAGAAGCCCACAUUAAUACAUGAGAAACGAUUCACGGCUGUCUGUUUUGGUCAUCUUUAUCAGCAAUGUUUUUGGUCAGCUUUAUCAGCAAAGGAUGACUCCUGCAUACAACAAAAAGGUGCACCCAAGAUACUUUGA
Solanum pennellii is the source of this 597-nucleotide messenger RNA. RefSeq lists its product as uncharacterized. NCBI's taxonomy places the organism in Eukaryota, Viridiplantae, Streptophyta, Magnoliopsida, Solanales, Solanaceae. Gene Ontology annotation, biological process: DNA integration. The record is from RefSeq and is a predicted model, not a curated record. Gene Ontology annotation, molecular function: nucleic acid binding. The transcript has a single exon. Bases 1 to 597 code for a protein of 198 amino acids.